Messenger RNA from Ascochyta rabiei, 1719 nucleotides. RefSeq lists its product as uncharacterized. The transcript has a single exon. The record is from RefSeq and is a predicted model, not a curated record. The coding region runs from base 1 to 1719 and encodes 572 amino acids. NCBI's taxonomy places the organism in Eukaryota, Fungi, Ascomycota, Dothideomycetes, Pleosporales, Didymellaceae.
AUGGCAGGAAUUAAGAGCGGCGGCAGAACAAAAAUCAUUGGUGGAGGAGACCAUGGAUUUACUGAAGCUUCUACAGCUACCAAACGCAGGACUAGUGCCCACGGCGGUGCCAUUCGGGCACCUCCGGCUAAACGCCUGAUGAAAGGGACUGCUAAGAAGGUACACAAGUCGAAGCCCGAGGACGAGAUCGAGGAGGAGGACGUCCGGAUGCAUGGCAGCGAUGACAAUGAACAUGUAGAGGAAGAAGAAGAGCCAGUUCGAGUGCCAGAUAAGUCUAAGCGAACCACCCGUGCUGCUUCGAAGCGGUCUGACAAAGAAACCAUCGACAAGGGCGCUGGAGGCACCGAGAAAUCCACCAGUGGCAGCAAGCGCACCGCGAAGCCCACCAGCAAGAGCUCAACCAAAGCCACGUCAAGCGCUUCAAGGAAAGAUACGAGGAAAGCCCCUGCAAAGGGUAAAGGCAAGAAAGGUGAUGAACCGCGGGAACAAAAGAACAAAGACGAGCUCAAAAAGCCAAAGAUCCCUAGACAGUUCGAUAUUCGUAGGAUCCUCGCUCAACGAGAUGUCGGAAAGGAGAGAUUCUACAACGUCGAUUGGUAUCCAUCAUGGGUAAAGGCAAGAACAGUACGCCGGCCGAAUAUCGAGGACUGGGAAAAAAACGUGGAGCGCUACACGUUCCAAUGGAAGCACGACACUGUUUACAAAAUCGGAAACCCAUCCAACGACACUUCAUCCGAGAUGGCUCGACAAUUCAUCGAAAGCGUGCUGAUGAUGUACCAAACCUACAUGAAUCGGGCACCCAGUGAAGUUGCAGCCGAGCUCUUCGAGCACGACGAGUGGGAAUUCUGCAGGCCAAAAGACCGCGAUGCCGCCAUCGAGGCAGCUGCUGACGCCGAGGAUGACCAUCCGACCAUGACUGCAGCCGAAGUGAUGCAACACACCUUCAUCGAGGCCUGGAACGAGAAGACCGAGACACCGGGAAGCAGCCACGCUCGCCGCUACGGAAAGAUCCGAGUGCAGUUCGCCGGCGAGAUCGACGAGAAGGCGACCUCGCACCGGUUCCAGCCUGAAGAGGGUAUGCGAACCGUCGACUUCGUUGAGCCGAUCUUCGCACACGGCCUCUGGGACUCGGAGUACAUGGAUGUCGUCAAUUGGGACAUCCACGGCACGGACGAAAGCCAGGCGAGCUUCCAUCUCGACGUUCUCCAACCGCUGGUCGCCAAUCUCGUCACGCAGUGUCCCUAUCUGCUCAAGAAGACCUGGCCGCUCAUGUUCAUCUCCCUCUUCUACUGGGAUAGUGAGAUCAAGCAUCUCCUUGCCGAUUCGGACUUUGGAUUUGAGCUCGUUGGUGCUUGGAAGGAUCCGGAUCGCUGGGCUUGCCGCAUCAGGGACACGCUCAUCUACACGUACAUGAAUGAAUGCGAGUGGGAGAUGCGGUGCAUGGACGAGGUGAAUCAAACUUUCGUGGAGGCACAGGAUCUCAUCGAGGGGUAUUUGGCGAUCGCUAGAGGGGCGCGCGAUCGCGAUGAUGGUGAUGACGAGGAGCGACCGAGUGCUGCGCACGCGGAGAAGGGAACGGCUAGCGAUAGGUCCGGUGCGAGUGGCAGUGGAGAAGAAUCUACUCAUAGCAGGAAGGGUUUCAGGGCGAGAACUGAAAACGCGAGUGAAAAGGAUGAGGCAGAAGACUCUUGGGAGACGAGCCAUGACGAGGAUUCGUAG